AUGCUGCGUAUCGGUCGGCGGAGCCUCGCUGUUGUCACAGCGGCUGCCAUUACGGACGCGGCGACCAAGCUGAACGCGCUCCUCGACAUGAAGAAUCGUACUCAUCCAGUCCCUCACGGUGAGAUAAAGCGCUUUCUCAAGGCGGAGGUAAUGCCAGUGCUGACGGGAACGGAGCUGGACAGGCGCGGUAACUCAACGGACCUCCGUCACUUCCUCGGCCAGCUCACCCGCGACGCGGCCUUCGCAGCUGUCAUCGUUGGUGCCCGUCCAGAAGCGAGCUUUGUGCAGGCGAUCGUGACGUGCAUCAAGGAGGACCAUCAGCGCAUGCGCUUUCUUCCGAAGAUGUCCUCGCCACAGGCAAGCAAGAUCAUCGAAUAUCUUUGUAAGGCGGGCGUGACAGACAUGGAGGUCUACCCAGUACUGAUCUCGCGACUGAACUUUGGCACUCUGAACGAGCUGGGCAGGGUCAUGUUUGCACUCACAGAGUCAGGCUUUCACGCUCUGAGCAUACUCGUUGUUGUACCCCUCUACAGUGGAGAAAAGUGGGUGCUCGACUUCGACAAGGCGAAGACGAAGAGGAACGAGUCGUCGUGUAGCGCCUUCGACGCCGUGCGGGUUCUGCGCGCGCUCUCCAAAUCGUGCCGUGCCUAUGUCGAGGAAUCCCGGCGCGCCCCAAAGGAAGGCAUGACGGGCGUCCCCAGCGAGAGCCUUAACUUGCUACGCAACAACCUCCUGCGCUUUAUCUUCGAAAACGCGUCCGUGCUGCGCGGGGCGCACUGGCUGAACGUUGCCCGCGCACUACUGAACUUCCCGAGGGAGUUCAGCGAACUGCGGAACUUCGUCCGAGACUACCCUGCCAUCGAGAAGGAAUUGCGGUCUGCGCUGGGUGUGUCAAAGGACUGCACAGCCACGUCGUCGUCGCAUGACGUGAAAGCACCAUGCUCCGUCAACUGCGAAAGCGUUGGGGCGGCGGCAAUGCAGCGCGUAUUUCAGUACGCCGAGCAGCGCAGUGUUAUCCCAGAUGUGGAGGUGGGGAGCCCUGUCAGCGCGGAGUUUCCUUUUGACCUUAGUUACGGCGACCUCUUGAAGCUGCUCCCCUUGCUCGAUCAGUUUCCUAGCAUGACAUCUGCACAGAAUACCCAGCAGCGUGCGGAGCUCGUGCUGCAGGUGAUGUGCGCGAACGUGCACCAGCUCCGCCUGCAGGACCUUGUCACCGCGCUACAGGUGCUGCGCCGCAUACGACUAUCGCCCAAAACGACAGCGGCAGUGGAGACGAUUGCGCACGAGGCGGGCAACCGCCUCACUGUUUCUUCUGCGGAAGAGGUGCUCGGUGCCAUCUCCUUCCGCACGGUCGCGCAACUUGCAGCCGCGCUGGCGGCGCUGCGCGUCACUCGCUGCGACGGCUUCGUUACGUUUGUGACCACCAGGAAUGACAUAUUUCCGUCCUCGCUGACCGUGGACACGGCGCUUUCCUUCAUCAACGCUUUAGCGGGGCUCAAGAUGACGCGCUCAAGCCUGUGCCAUAGCGCGCUGGAGUCGAUACUGCGCGGUGUGCUGAACUUUCACAGGCAGCAGCUGAGGAAUGGGCCCCUGCUGGACGCCUUUCCCAUCCCCGUCGCUCGGAUGCUGCGCGGCUGCGUGCUGCUCGACUACAUACCACCCGCGGACAUUCUGCAAAGCUUUCUCGGCUCAGCGGAAGCACCACUGCGCGUGAGUGAGGAGGUGCACGGCGCUGGAGGUGUGCUCGUGUUCGACCUCUCUCGCUCCCUGUCCCACUUCUUGAAGCAGGCACGAGCCACCGCCCCGGAGCGGGAGAAGGAUCUGUGGGACAUUGGUGUAGUGGGGGUUGCGCUGCCCCUCGCUGUCGCGUGUACCGAAGACACCGUUCAUGCUAUGGAAAGCUAUCGACAGACGGCGUCCUCCUCGCACACGGCGGUGUCGUGGCGCUCCACGGUCGACAUGCUGGCGCUCUUCAUUGAUCCCCAGAUGAACAGCACAAACAGAGGCACCAUGGUGCAGCGCCUGCUAGAAGUCUUUUCAGAGGUGGAAACCUUGCUGAGGGCCGCUGCGACAGCGACCCGCGCACACCUCGACCAGUGCUCCCGCCACAUCCACCACAGCGACGAGGCUCGUCAGCGUUCACGACAGACGCCCUUCAAUGCCAACUGCAACAUGCACUUUCUCUCUGCCUUGCUGAUUUUCGAGUACGUUGUCUUUCACGCGAACACGCAGGCCGGGAGACCGCCCUCCAGUAUGGCUGGCGAACCGGUCACUAGUGUCCGUGGCGAUGCCGAGAAGGAUAUGGCAACUCUGGCGGGGCUAAAGGACCAGUACAGUGAGUUUCUUAGGACCCCUAUCAGCGAGUCGGUGACCGACACGCCUAUGGAUAUCGUGCGUCGCAUCUUUGAGUGCCCGCUCUCGGGCCCCGUCGCCGGCUCAGCUGCGCCGCCACCCACAGUUGUGCUCCUGGAAAAGAAAGAUGCGGUGGAAAUCACAACCACACUGCCGUUUGCGCUCUCUCUCGUGAUCGACCCGGGGCCAGUCAACGAGUUUUUCACGGAGCAGUGCAUGUCGAUUAUGGUAGGCGACGCGGAGGAGUCGCAUUGA
This is a messenger RNA of Leishmania mexicana MHOM/GT/2001/U1103, 2607 nucleotides long. RefSeq lists its product as hypothetical. The transcript has a single exon. The coding region runs from base 1 to 2607 and encodes 868 amino acids. Lineage: Eukaryota; Euglenozoa; Kinetoplastea; Trypanosomatida; Trypanosomatidae. The record is from RefSeq and is a predicted model, not a curated record.